ACCCUUGUCCACCUGCCUGCCACAAGAAGGCUGGGUCCCCCUUCUUCUGGGUGUCUUUCUUGUCUCCUGCUGUCAGCUCAAGGAAACCUUGGUCCAACUUUCUCAGUGAACAUGGGGAUGGGGUUGGAAGCCGAUGAAGCUCAGUGCCAGAUGUAAGGGUACAAUCCUCAGGAUGUUCCAGGGGGAAUAGACGCUGGAACCAGUGCUUCUAAUCUAUUCCCUCCAGUGAUGGGCCCCCCGAUGCUGUCUCUCCUGAGUGGGGUGGUAGUCUUGGGCUUGGUAGGGUGCUCAGACCCCAACCUGGGGCCAGCUGAGCAGGAACAGAACCACUACCUAGCCCAGCUGUUCGGCCUGUACGGAGAGAAUGGAACGCUGACUGCAGGGGGCCUGGCUCGGCUUCUGCACAGCCUGGGGCUGGGCCGAGUUCAGGGCCUUCGCCUGGGACACCAAGGGCCUCCAACUGGGAGGGCUACACCCCCAGAGAACUUCACACUCAGGCCACCGGACCCAGAGUUGAAUGUGGACGUGUGGGCAGGGAUGCCCCUGGGUCCUUCAGGGUGGGGUGACCUGGAGGAGUCCAAGGCCCCCAACCUGCCCCGUGGGCCAGCACCCUCGGGCCUGGACCUCUUUCACAGGCUUCUGCUGCUGGACCAUUCACUGGCUGACCAUUUGAAUGAGGAUUGUCUGAAUGGUUCCCAGCUACUGGUCAAUUUUGGCUUGAGCCCUGCCGCUCCUCUGACCCCUCGUCAGUUUUCUCUGCUGUGCCCAGCACUGCUUUACCAGAUUGACAGCCGUGUUUGCAUCCAGGCCCCAGCCCCAGCCCCUCCAGGGGAUGUACUAUCUGCCAUGCUCCACAGCGCCCUGGCAGUCCUGUUGCUCAGCCUCCCUGCUCCCCUUUCCCUGCUGCUGCUGAGGCUUCUGGGACCUCAUCUAUUGCGACCCCUCCUGGGCUUCCUGGGGGCUCUGGCAGUUGGUACCCUUUGUGGGGAUGCGCUGCUCCACCUGCUACCGCAUGCACAAGGAGGACAGCACACAGGACCUAGUCAGCAACCAGAGGACCUGAGUCCAGGGCUGUCGGUGCUGGGCGGACUCUUCCUGCUCUUCGUGCUGGAGAACAUGCUAGGGUUUCUGCGGCACAGAGGGCCCAGGCCAAGAUGCUGCAGGUGCAAAAGGGAUCUCGGAGCACCGAACCCGGACCCAGAGGACGGCAGUGAGAUGGUCCUGCGGCCCCUGCAGGCAACGCCAGAGCCAGGGGCUCAGGGCCAGAGGGAGCAGAACACCCAGUCCCCACCAGCUCCAGCCCCUCCUGGGCACCAAGGCCACAGUCAUGGACACCAGGGUGGCAGUGGAACCAGUAUCACAUGGAUGGUGCUCCUGGGAGAUGGCCUGCACAACCUCACUGAUGGGCUGGCCAUAGGUGCUGCCUUCUCUGACGGCUUCUCCAGUGGCCUCAGCACCACACUAGCAGUCUUCUGCCAUGAGCUACCCCAUGAACUGGGUGACUUCGCAAUGCUGCUCCAAGCAGGGCUGUCCUUUCGGAGACUGAUUCUCCUGAGCCUCGUGUCUGGAGCUCUGGGACUUGCGGGGGCAGCCCUGGGGGUAGGGCUCAGCUUGGGCCCUGUCCCCCUCACUCCCUGGGUAUUUGGAGUCACCGCUGGGGUCUUCCUCUAUGUGGCCCUUGUGGACAUGCUUCCAGCCCUGCUGCGUCCUCCUGAGCCCCUGCCUUGGCUCCACGUGCUUCUGCAGGGGCUGGGGCUGCUUCUGGGGGGCAGCCUUAUGCUUACUAUAGCCCUGCUGGAGGAGCAGCUAUUGCCCGUGGUUUCUGAUGGCUGAGGGGGUCCAGUGGCAAUGGAUCCAAGUUGCCCCUCCUUCCCCCCAACCACAGGAAUGGAGGCGGGACACAGGGCCAGUAGGAGCAAUAGGAUUUUAAUAAACAGAACCCAUCCCAAA
Jaculus jaculus (lesser Egyptian jerboa) is the source of this 1950-nucleotide messenger RNA. It is a transcript of the gene Slc39a5, whose product is annotated as solute carrier family 39 member 5. The coding region runs from base 229 to 1833 and encodes 534 amino acids. The record is from RefSeq and is a predicted model, not a curated record. Lineage: Eukaryota; Metazoa; Chordata; Mammalia; Rodentia; Dipodidae. Gene Ontology annotation, cellular component: membrane. Gene Ontology annotation, biological process: intracellular zinc ion homeostasis; zinc ion import across plasma membrane; BMP signaling pathway. The transcript is spliced from 12 exons. Gene Ontology annotation, molecular function: zinc ion transmembrane transporter activity.